AUGGUCCGUCACUCAUUUUUCCAGCUCGUGGUCCUAGUCACAUCCCUUGCCCUGCAGGCACACUGUGGUCCCCUUGCGCACCAGAUACGAGGCGCCUGUGCCACCGAAGACCCUGACGAGAACUUCCUCAACGAGGUUGGCCGUCUGAAGUCCACCGAAGCCGCGUCGGCCAAUACCCAAGCCCGAAGGGCCCCUAUUGAGAUCGAAACAUGGUUCCACAUCGUGAGCAGUAAGCCCGAGUCCUCGCAGGUGACAGACGAUAUGACCGAUGCCCAACUGUCCAUCUUGCAAGAAUCUUACGCGGAUUCCGAUAUCUCUUUCCGUCUCGCCGGUGUCACUCGUCACGUCAAUGAUGAGUGGGCCCGGAAUGGAGAUGAUGUGGCAAUGAAGACCGCCCUCCGCAAAGGAACGUAUCGCACCCUGAAUGUUUACUUCCAAACGGAUCUUCAGGCCUCCCCCGGGCAGUCUCAGCGUGCCCUCGGACCCAGGGGCGAUCUGACAUCGAGCGUCCUUGGGUUUUGCACGUUGCCAGACCCCAGCGUCAAUGCCAGCAGCCCGGCCUCUCAUUAUGUCAAGGAUGGUUGUAAUAUUCUGGCCAAGACCAUGCCCGGCGGCUCACUGGAUCUGUAUAAUCGGGGUGGGACCGCAAUUCACGAAAUUGGCCAUUGGAAUGGCCUGUUGCACAUCUUCCAGGGCGAAUCUUGCUCGGCCGACAACGACGGGGACUACAUCAGUGACACCCCUCAGCAGUCGACCCCUACCGAUGGAUGUCCCUCCCAUAAGGAUUCUUGUCCGGACAUCCCCGGGGCGGAUGCAGUGCACAAUUUCAUGGAUUACUCGUCUGAUGUCUGUUAUGACAGCUUCACCCCCAAACAAGGAGAACGCAUGCGGAGCAUGUGGUCGUCCAUGCGGGCAGGAAAAUAG
Penicillium olsonii is the source of this 924-nucleotide messenger RNA. NCBI's taxonomy places the organism in Eukaryota, Fungi, Ascomycota, Eurotiomycetes, Eurotiales, Aspergillaceae. The record is from the annotation of a GenBank genome assembly.